Molecule: messenger RNA, 1074 nt
Organism: Lichtheimia ornata
Lineage: Eukaryota; Fungi; Mucoromycota; Mucoromycetes; Mucorales; Lichtheimiaceae
Exons: 5
Coding region: 1-1074 (357 amino acids)
Source: RefSeq, a predicted model, not a curated record
AUGGAUCAUCGUGAACAAGCUCAAGACGGCCGUGGUGAGAAUUCCACAGCUCCACAACAACCAGUGACCACUGAGGACACCGCUUUACAUGUUAUCAUGCAAUCACUUCAGGUCCUACUACAACAACACAACUCAUCUUCUUCGGGUACCCGAUCCACUGAUGAACUGGAUGGCAUUCGAUUGGUGCCACCGGAGUACUAUAGUGAAGAUGUCAAGGUGCGUUUUGCUUCCACUUUAUUAGAGGAGAAGCUUCUGAAUGGUGGCGACAAUUACAAAAUGACCCUGAUGUAUAUGAACCAACCACUUGGGAUGACUUCUGUGUCACGUUUCGCGAUGAAUUCAAACCCUAAUAACUCUGAACAACUGGCUCGUGAGGCGUUUGGAUCGCAUUUCGCGAACAAACGGAAGGAAGCAUUCGUGCGUCACCCUAUCUCUAUUCUUAUCGAUAGCGGUGCUAGUGCCAAUUAUAUGUCACCUCGUUUUGUAACAUUGGCUGACAAGAUUGUACCUAUUGCCACGCCGAGCUCACAUCACGUUGGAUCUUGGUGGUUACAUUGCUACGGACCUUUCCGGUAUACUUGUUUGAUUCAAAUUCGAUAUCAUCUUGGGGCAAACUUGGUUACAGGCAGUGUGUCCUCAACCUCAUUGGCCAACGGAACGCUGGACUUUAUCUAUCAAGAAGGCGACAAGCAAUAUGUAUUGGAACCAAUUCGAGAUCAUCCUCCUGAACAAGCACCUUCAUCAUUAUAUCCUUUGAUCUCAGCUAAGGAAUUAAAAAAGUGUACCCGACACGAGGAGGAGGAUGAGGAUCAUGCGAAAACCAUCAUUAAGGCUUAUCCUAAGGUGUUCGAUGAAAAAGGGUUACAAGGUCUACCACCCGAUCGUGGAGUGCCACAUGUUAUCGACACGGGAAGUACGCCUCCAAUCAAUCGUCCACCAUAUCGAAUGAGCCCACGAGAACUUGAUGAACUCAAGAAACGACAAUUGAAUGAGCUGCUAAAAUUGGGACUGAUUGAGCCUAGCACAUCACCAUGGGGUGCACCGAUAUUAUUCGUCAGAAAGAUGGAUCAAUGA